Messenger RNA from Caenorhabditis sp. 36 PRJEB53466, 924 nucleotides. Lineage: Eukaryota; Metazoa; Nematoda; Chromadorea; Rhabditida; Rhabditidae. The record is from the annotation of a GenBank genome assembly.
AUGCCUAAUACCUUCAUCUGCGCGGCGGUCUCUGUUUCGUCCGUCCUUGUCGUCGGCUACAUCACCGCCGGACUCCUUAUCUACGCCGAUUUCCGUACUUUUUAUUCUUCAGCUCUUGAUGACGUGGCAGAGUUCAAUGUACGUUUUUAUCAGUGCCAUUUCUGGUUUAACUCUAAAAUGCUUUCAGAAAUUCGCAACGGAAGCCUGGGAUGACAUGAUCGAAAUCAACCGUUCGGUGGUGAGACAAAAGAGAAGCGGCGAGUCGAAGUGCGGGUGCAUGAACAAGGCGAACAACUGUCCAGCCGGGCCAAUCGGACCGCCGGGAGAACCAGGAGCGCCCGGAGACGACGGAUUCAACGGAGACGCCGGACAGCCGGGGCCCGACUUCCCGCUUUUCGACCAAUCGCUGAUUUACCAGAGACCUCCGUGCAUUCGCUGCCCGGCUGGAGAGCCAGGACCGCCAGGACCAGACGGAGACCAAGGCGAGCAGGGACCACCGGGAGCUCCAGGAGCCGACAACUUCGAGGUAGGAAAGGACGGAGAGCCAGGAGUCGAGGGAGCGCCCGGAGAUGCCGGAGAGACGGGAGCCGAGGGGGAGCCGGGAAUGGACGGAGCACCGGGAGCCAACGGAACAAAAGGGAUAGGAAUGCCGGGAGCACCGGGAGCUCCAGGAUUGGCGGGAGUCGAGGGGACGCCAGGAAAGGACGGAGAGCCGGGAAUUCCGGGACCGGAGGGGGAAGAAGGACCGGCCGGACAGCCGGGAAUGGACGGGGAACCAGGAGCGGACGGAGAGACCGGUGGGUGAAUUCAGAUAAUAAAUUGAGAAAGAGAUAAAUUUCAGGACCGUACGGACCGCCAGGAUCACCGGGACCGGAUGCCGCCUACUGCAGCUGUCCGCUCAGAUCCGCCCGUCUCGUCUUCUAA